AUGUUCCGAUUACUGACGUUUCUCAGUGUGAUAGCCCUUGCCACAACUAUUCCUGUCGAUAACGGAGUUGAAGGGGAACCAGAAAUUGAGUGCGGUCCAACGUCGGUCACUGUCAACUUCAACACCAGGAAUCCGUUCGAAGGCCAUGUUUACGUGAAGGGUCUGUUCGAUCACGACGAAUGCCGCAACAACGACAGUGGACGACAGGUAGCCGGAAUCGAACUUCCUUUCGAUUCAUGCAAUGUGGCUCGUACUCGGUCCUUGAACCCACGUGGUGUGUUCGUUACCACAACUGUUGUCGUCUCAUUCCAUCCUCAGUUCGUGACGAAAGUUGACAGAGCCUACCGUAUCCAGUGCUUCUACAUGGAAGCCGACAAGACCGUGUCCACCCAAAUCGAAGUGUCUGAUCUCACCACUGCCUUCCAGACCCAG
Cooperia oncophora is the source of this 432-nucleotide messenger RNA. The record is from the annotation of a GenBank genome assembly. NCBI's taxonomy places the organism in Eukaryota, Metazoa, Nematoda, Chromadorea, Rhabditida, Trichostrongylidae.